UGGAGACUGGAGGGCGGCCGGCUGGCUCGCUGGUUGGCCGGGCAUCGGGCGCAGAAAGCGGGCUCCGGCGAGCCCGGCGAGGGCCUGGCAUCGGCCCGGGAAACGCCCGCUGUGUUCUUUGGCUGGGGGCUUCGGAGCGGAGCUAUCGCGGCGCCCAAGGCGGAGGAAGCAUGUCGGUGGCGGGGCUGAAGAAACAGUUCCAUAAGGCCAGCCAGCUCUUCAGUGAAAAGAUCAGUGGAGCUGAAGGAACCAAGCUAGAUGAAGAUUUUCAAGAGAUGGAAAGGAAAAUUGAUGUCACCAACAAAGCUGUGGCAGAACUUCUGUCAAAAGCCACGGAAUAUCUCCAACCUAAUCCAGCCUACAGAGCUAGACUGGGCAUGCUGAACACUGUGUCCAAGAUCCGAGGACAGGUUAAAACCACGGGGUACCCACAGACAGAAGGCCUCCUUGGGGACUGCAUGCUGCGAUACGGGAGAGAUCUCGGAGAGGACUCCACAUUUGGACCGGCGCUGAUCGAUGCAGGCGAGAGCAUGAAGCAGAUGGCCGAAGUGAAAGACUCCCUGGACAUCAGCGUCAAGCAGAACUUCAUCGACCCUCUACAGCUGCUGCAGGACAAAGAUCUGAAGGAGAUCGGGCACCAUCUGAAGAAACUAGAAGGCCGCCGUUUAGAUUACGAUUACAAAAAGAAGCGGCUAGGGAAGAUACCAGAUGAGGAGGUUAAACAAGCUGUGGAAAAGUUUGAAGAGUCCAAAGAAUUGGCAGAGAGAAGCAUGUUCAACUUUUUAGAGAAUGACGUAGAGCAAGUUAGCCAGUUGCUGGUCUUAGUAGAAGCUGCACUGGACUAUCACAAGCAGUCCACAGCCAUUUUAGAGGACCUGCAAAGCAAGCUACAAAACCGGAUAAACAUAGCGUCAAGUCGUCCUAAACUUGAAUACAAGCCAAAGCCUGUGCUAAGGGCACCUCUUGAAAUAAGCAACGGUCAACAGCACAAUGGAAUUUCAUUCAGUCCAUCAGUAAAAUCAUCGGGUUCUUCAUUGCACAUGGACCAGCCUUGCUGCCAAGCACUGUAUGACUUUGAGCCGGAAAACGAAGGUGAGCUUGGCUUCAAGGAAGGGGACAUCAUCACGCUGACCAACCAGAUCGAUGAGAACUGGUACGAAGGCAUGUUGAGCGGCGAAUCGGGCUUCUUCCCCAUCAAUUACGUUGAAGUGGUGGUGCCUCUACCUCAGUGAGCAUGUCGUGUCAUUUUCACCACCGAUGCCAUUUUGGGGCCAAGGCAGUGUCUUCUUCACCCAAAGUGGUCUUUCAUUUGUACGCUGCUCUGAAAGCCUUGCUUCUUUAGACCAACUGACUGACUUUUUGGUAUGCGUCUUUUACAAAUGUAUUUAUUUUGUAUCCAUCUAGUUUGUACAUAUAUACAAAUAUAUUAUAUACAAAGCCCUUCCCUUUUGUUAAAUGAAAUUACACAAAACUCUAUAUAUGGCCUGGCCUUGCCUUGUGCCUUGA
This is a messenger RNA of Varanus komodoensis (Komodo dragon), 1506 nucleotides long. RefSeq names its product SH3 domain containing GRB2 like 3, endophilin A3 (gene SH3GL3). Gene Ontology annotation, cellular component: glutamatergic synapse; presynapse; cytoplasm. NCBI's taxonomy places the organism in Eukaryota, Metazoa, Chordata, Lepidosauria, Squamata, Varanidae. The coding region runs from base 171 to 1232 and encodes 353 amino acids. Gene Ontology annotation, biological process: synaptic vesicle uncoating; endocytosis. The record is from RefSeq and is a predicted model, not a curated record. The transcript has 9 exons. Gene Ontology annotation, molecular function: protein binding.